Osmerus eperlanus (European smelt) is the source of this 2689-nucleotide messenger RNA. RefSeq names its product ribonucleoprotein PTB-binding 1-like. The record is from RefSeq and is a predicted model, not a curated record. The coding region runs from base 288 to 683 and encodes 131 amino acids. The transcript is spliced from 5 exons. Lineage: Eukaryota; Metazoa; Chordata; Actinopteri; Osmeriformes; Osmeridae.
CCCGUGGCCAGCAAAGCCCAGUCAGGGCAGCCUGUGGCUGGGCUGUACGGGGGCAGCAUGGCCCCUGUCUCCUCUCACAGUGCCCCAGUCCAGUACAGCACAGAUACCUCCACAGACUACAGUCAGUACAGCCAGGGUUACACACAGGAGUCCAUGCAACAGUGGUACAGCACUACUACCAGGCUCAGGGCUACAGCACUGCCACACAGGAGAGCCAGGCCAGCGAGUACAACAAGGAACCCACCCAGACUCCUCCGGUCUCUACCUAUGGGGACUACAGCUCUUACAUGCAGGCUGUCAGUCAGUACUAUUCUCAACCUCCACCCAGCCAGACAGCUGGGCCUGUGUAUCAGCACCGAGACCCCAGCAAGGACUCUGAGCUGUGUAAGGCCCUGGGCGUGUCCCUGCAUGCGGUCAGUAGCGGGGGCUCUGCUCCCAUGCUGCCCCCCUACUCCGGCCUUCCCAUCAUGCCCGGCUUCGUGGGCGGUCCUCUGGUGGCGCCCAGCGCCGUCACACACACCACCGACUGGAGCCAGUACUACUACAACCAGGCCCGGGGCCAGAAGAGGGAGUACUCCCAGCUGCCGGUCCAGGAGCUGACCCCAGAGGGGGCCUAUGUGGGCCAGCACUCCCAGGGUCUGGGCGGCCAGUACGCCGACUACUUCAAGAAGAAGAGAAUCUGAACAUGUGACACGAGGAGGAGGCGGGGCACGCACCUCUGUACCCCCUCCUCCCAUACACACACACACACACACACACGCACACAACGACAGUGUUGCUUUUGUCCUGUUUAAGCCUUAACUCUGAACUUUGAAUCUCUUUUUCUUGGUGGAUGUGUAGAUGUUUCUAGACUAUACUCUGUACGUUGUUCUCAUGUGUGCCGUGUGUGAGCAGGUUUGUAGAUUCCAGCCAGCCGGUCUGCCUUGCUCUCUCUGUAGGACUGCUGUCUAGUCAGGUUAGCUACUCAGUCUGUUUGUCUCUCACUCUCUCUCUCUGUCUGCCUGUCUCUCUCUCUGUCUGUCUCUCUCACUCUCUCUCUCUACCCUCUCUCUGUCUGUCUCUCUCCCCCUCUCUCUCUGUGUGUCUCUCUCUCUCCCUCUGAUGUUUCUAGGCUUUGAAGCGUCACUCUGACGUGUUUUCAUUCCUCCUGUGUGUCUCUGUGGCAGAGGCUUCUCUUUCUCUCUCUCUGAGGAGACCUUGACGUGUGUGUGUGUAGGAGUGAUUAGCCAUUCCCGGGGUAAAGGUCAGUCUGUAAGAGACCCUGGACUCAGAGGACACCGGAACGGGGCCUCGUCCAAUCAGAGCUCCAAACCUUGACCUGUGGACACUUACAAUAGCUCCCAUUGGGCUAGGACUAUCGGCGAAUAAACGAGACACCUCAUUGGGUACCUUUAUAGCCAUUCCAGCAGUGAUUGGAUAGAUUCUUCAUGCUUUAUAUCCAUGAUGGGCCCCCUGGCUGGGCUCGCUGGUCCAACGCAAUAAACGACAGUGCCGGCCUCGCUCUGCAGCCUCCACCUCACCCUCCCUGUCCCUGCCCCAGCCCCCACCUCCCCCGUGAUAUUACCCAGGCUCCUCUCUGCCACUGGAGUGUGAUGUGCCGGGCCUCUCUAAUGUUUUCAUGCUUUCCUUAAAGCCGCCAUCAGAAACCUACCUAAGCGGAGCUGGUGAGGAGAGGGAGGUGAGGGGGGGAGGGAGGGAGGUGAGGGGGGUAGCUUGGUUCCACUCCAGUCACCCGGAACGUUCUAGACGGGUGGAACUCGGGUUCAGCGCUUAAGAGGCCGCUGCGCUCGUCCACCUGAAGGUCAGGUCAGGGUUCGUUGAGGGAUCAAGGGUUAUAUUAGGGCUUUGGUAUCUUACAAUGCUGCAGGUCAGGCUGACCGGCAGGCAAUAACUAGGUCUAACCCCUCUAACCUCACUGAGGGCGACUCUGCUCGAGGGCCUUGCUGCUCUGCUGUUACAGAGCUUCACUUAAACACGUGAUUUUAUUAUUUCUUUCCUCGCUUGUCUUCUUCCCUUGUUUAUUUAUUUUUUCCUCUUGUCUGUUUUAACGGUGUUGUUACAGGGCGCAGCGCCUUGGAAGUUGAAUGUGGAUGUGGGACCGUAACAGAUCGGAACACUUUCACUCGUCUGGUGGGCUUGCAUCCAGACCUGGGUUUUUUUUCCCUCGCAUGUGUGUGUGUGUGUGUGUAUACACUGCCCAGCUGGACUGCUGUACCAGUAGAUAGCUCCUCAUCUUUAAAAGGAAAUGCUUAGACAGAAGUGUGUGUGUGUGUAGCUUGUCUCCGUGGAGGGCGAUGGGUCUCUGUGUUGGUGGCUGUGAAAGGCAGGCGAUGUUUUCUGUCGUGUAUUCAGGCACUUUAAGCCAUUCUGUGUCGUGUUUUUUAUUUGAUUUUUUAUGGCGUUCUGGUGAUUGUAUUAGCCUUUAUCUGCUGUCUCACCCACCCUGAAGCCAUUACCGAGUGUGCCGCAGCGCUGUGUGUGUUGGACUGCUUGUGUGUGUUUGAGAGUUUUAAACCCCCCCACCCCCUCUCUCCACCCCCUCCCCUGCUUAUAACCGGAAACAGGGUUUCUGAGUAGUGUUAGAAUGGUAUAAAAUUAAAAUAUAAAGUAACUUUUGGCAGGUAUGACUGAGCGGGGGGGGGGGGGGGGGGAGGGAGAUGGAACACCAAUCCCAGCUUCUCUCCCCCCC